AUGGCCAAGGGGCAUAGAACUAAUUCACAAGAGCAUGGUUUAGCACCUUCAGAUAAAAAUCGCAUCCACCGUGGAUAUGUCUACGUUCCUCAGUAUAAGCAGUCUCAUUUAGCGCAAAAUUUACCUAUAAGCGCUCAGUCAGUGUCUGAGAGUGUUUCGGAUCAGAUGGCCAAACUGAAAACUGAGCUUUCGAGAAGUGCAACUAACGCUGCAUCGCCGAUUAUUAACGGGAAUAUGUAUAAGAACUCUUCGCAUACGCAGGAAGAAGUAGCUUCUCAACAAAUAUAUAAUGGGCAGUUUUCUGAUGAAUUUCGAGUUCAGAAGGAAAAUAAGGAUUUUCCAAAAAAAGCAGUACCAUUUGAAAUCAAUACUGUCUCAAAUCAACUAAAUGUUGCUAGCAAGUACAUUAUGGAUAUGGCGAAAAUCCAAAUUUACAAUAUAAUCAGUACGCUGAACGAUUUUCAAAAGGCGGUUUGGACCAAUGACGACUGGAAUAACUUUUUGGGAAUAUUUUUCACGUCAACAGCAGGAGUAGACCUAAUAUUGCCUGCUGCUUCUAAAGUAAGACAUCUUCAUUUAGUCCCGAACAUAAUGGCACUUAUAGCAUCAGAGGGUAAAAAACAAAAUGUUGUAAGAAUCGGAGUGUGUGCAGGUAAGAUAGAAACUGGUUUCGUUAACGACACUACCAUUUAUUUUACAAUAUCACGCUGCACAUUCAAAUAUUAUUAUUCAGAUGGAAGCUACAUGACCUCGUAUCUCCAAUGUAAAGGUUACUUGGACCUUCGUUUGAAAGUUGAUUGGGUGGAAAUAACAGUGCAAGGUUUUGUUCCUGGAAUAGAUUGGGGUGCAUUAGAAGUUUUAUCUCAAAAUGGCGACUUCAUCCGACAAGUUCUGAAAACAGUCACAUUUUCUGAGAAUGGUUUUCCCAAAGAUUCUAUCAAGCUCCUGUCCUCAAAGUUCCAAGUCUUUGCACAAAUGUCUGGGUCAGGAAUAAAUAAUGGGAUGAUGAGAAUACUUCAAGUAAAUAGCGUCAUGACACAGCUGAUGGCACUGAAGAUAUAUCAAGAGGAACAAAAAAUAGGGAGCCCUCUGCUGGCUUUAAGGUCAUACAUAAAGGAAGUUCAAAAAGAAGAACAGAAUAUUCAUGCUAAUAGCAAGUAG
Messenger RNA from Kazachstania africana CBS 2517, 1161 nucleotides. RefSeq names its product LIM domain-binding protein. The record is from RefSeq and is a predicted model, not a curated record. The transcript has a single exon. The coding region runs from base 1 to 1161 and encodes 386 amino acids. Lineage: Eukaryota; Fungi; Ascomycota; Saccharomycetes; Saccharomycetales; Saccharomycetaceae.